Molecule: messenger RNA, 5158 nt
Organism: Corythoichthys intestinalis (scribbled pipefish)
Lineage: Eukaryota; Metazoa; Chordata; Actinopteri; Syngnathiformes; Syngnathidae
Gene: slc35a4
Product: solute carrier family 35 member A4
Exons: 1
Coding region: 1-960 (319 amino acids)
Biological process (GO): pyrimidine nucleotide-sugar transmembrane transport
Cellular component (GO): Golgi membrane
Molecular function (GO): pyrimidine nucleotide-sugar transmembrane transporter activity
Source: RefSeq, a predicted model, not a curated record
AUGAUCGUGAUCCAUAAUGAGAGGACAAGGUACAGAAGGCGGUGGCUGCCAAGGUUCAAGUGGGGGGCCCUCUUGUGUGCGAUGGUCCUGAUCUACGGCUCCCACGCGCCGCUCAUUGCGCUGAGCAAAGUCGAGGGCCGCCUCCCUUACGAUCCUUCUUCGUGCGUUGUUAUGAUUGAACUGGCCAAGCUGCUUGUGUCUUUGGCCACUCUCGUUACCACCGAGGGCACUUGGGCCUUACUCGCCCUUCCCUCUCCGUACCUUGUUGCCGCCUACGCCGUCCCUGCGACGCUCUAUGCCCUCAACAACAACCUGGUUGUCCUCAUGCAGGCUUACAUGGACCCCAGCUCUUUCCAGGUUCUCAGCAACCUAAAAAUUGCCACCACCGCGAUGCUCUACUCCCUGUGCCUGGGCAGGAAGCUGCGUUGGAGUCAGGUGUUCAGUCUGGGCCUCCUUAUGGUGGCAGGAGUGUGCCACAGCUACUCGAUAUUUGAUCCGGCAGAUGUGGACUCAGCGCAACGAGAAGCUCAGCUUCAUAUCACGGCGUGGGGGCUCUUCCUCAUGCUGGUGUACUGCUGCGUCUCCGGUCUGGCGGCUGUUUAUACAGAGAAGAUACUGAAAAGCCAGAAGCUGCCACUCAGCCUGCAAAAUUUCUACCUCUAUGUUUUUGGCGUGCUCAUUAAUGGGCUUGCCUCGUUCUCCGCCCUCACAAGCGACAAGAGUUUUCUGGAAGGAUACUCAUGGAGCGUUUGGGCCAUCGUAGCAGGACAGGCAGUUAACGGCCUCUUGAUGUCUGUGGUGUUGAAACACGGCAGCGGCAUCACGCGGCUCUUCAUCAUAUCCUGCUCUAUGUUGGUCAACGCUCUGAUUUCGUGGGCCAUUUUAGGGCUCCAACUCACUUUCUUCUUCCUAAUACCACUCUGCAUGGUGGCCCUCGCUACUUUUCUUUACUACACGUAGUGGAGUCUUCACCAAAGCGCCAAUAACUGCCUUUUUAUCCUGCCUUCUCUCUUUGUCGUUUGUCAAAAAUCAUGUUUUCCCUCACACAUUUACUGGUCAAUGACUGUAUUUUCACAACCAUAAGGUGCACCAAAAAGGAAAUAAAUUCUCCAAAAUGGACAGUGUGCCUAAUAAAGUGGUGCGCCUAUUGUGUGGACUGAGCAAUUUUUGAAAAGGCGGCCGUAAGUGAGAGCCACAUGAGAACUUUAAAGGGAGAAGGUGGUGUGUGAUGGUAGGCAUGCUCCCAGUAGCUGUAACACUCGAGUGUAUGCGUAAAGGCUUAUUUGUGCUUCUCCGUUGUGGUAACGGAGGACCUACGCUGUUUACGAGGACCCGAUUUACAACCCAAUCCUACUACCCUGACAUGCGGCUCCCAAAAAUCCUGACUACGCGUUGUGACAUGAACGUCAAAGGACUGUGAUCAGUCCGCUCUGAACGUUAUUUCCAUUCAGCACAACACCGCUGUUUUCAAACAUUCGCAAACGUCUUCUAUGUCGCCUACGCUGUUCAAUUCGGAUACAGCAGAUGAGGACUUUGAUUUGUGGAUUGAUUAAGAUUGAUGUGAGUACUUUAUAAAAUUCUUUAAGUACAUUUGAACUCAGUUUUGCUCCCGCUGCCUUUAAAAAAAAAAAAAAAUGCUAGCGUGCAUAUUAGCGUGCAUGCUAGCGUACGUUUUUCCUGUGCCCAUGUGCGGUGCGCCUUGUGUGUGUGUGUUAAAUACAACAAUUUCACACGAAAAUGAGCCUGCACGUUUUAAUACGGUGCGCCCUGUGGUCGUGAAAAUAUGGUACACAGAGCUAAUAAGGUCCGGUGUAAGAGAAAAAUGUCUGCUCCAGAAUGCUGAAGAAAAUGUUUUGGUUUAAACUCUUAAAGGGAUCCACGGAUGGAAAGACUUGUAGUUCUUAAAAGAUAAAUGUUAUUAUGAGUUAAAAUAAUUUGAUAUUGAAACCCCUCUUGAUGCUUUCGUUUUUACGCAGUUUGUAAAAUUAGUCGCAGGGCGGUGACGUCACAUGGUUACGCUGCCGAGCUUCCAGAGUAUGACUCUAGUGACAUGAACAUGUCAUCUGUUCAACCCUUUCAGUUUGAACCCGAGAGGAACAUUAAUGAGCAUGACAGCACUGUCGAGUUUUCACAAAACAAGAGCAGCAAAAGAAAAAUGAACAGGAAAGACAGGAUGAGACGAGACGAGAGUAGGAAAAAAAAAGUUCUGCCAAAAUGUGCUACACCAGCGCAGUGUUGUUUUCGUCAACGAUGACGAUAACGAAAAUAUUUCGCCAGCGAACAAUUUUUUCGAGACAAUGCCGAGCUAAAAACGCGUCUCAGGUGACUAAAACAUUAAGAAAUGGAUGCCAGUUUUAUUGGACGAGAACAAGAUGAAAAUUCGCUAUAGUUUCUGUCACAUUUUCUUAUUGUAUGUGUAGUUAGCACCUGUGAAACACAUGUUUGGUGCUGCUUGGUUAGUUUUGUCUUGGCUAAAUAUGCCAUGUUGCUUUAGCUGAAUACAACUUGUAGUGUUAGCAUUAGCAUUUAGCGUGCUGAGUAUCGUCUGAAACUCUUGGAAAACUUUACAUACUGUUCCUGGCGUUCAGGUGAGUUUAAUUCAUUGAAAAUAAUGCACUAUGUUCCUGCUGAGUUUGUAUUAUCAUCACAAAUAUGGUUAUAUCCUUGUACACUCUACAAUUAUGUGCUCAUCUGUCAAUGUUCAUUCGAAAAUGUUGGUAAUAUUAUUUAUUGAUUUAAUCAUGGACAAAAAAUAUGUUUUCAGACAAAAACAUUUUGAGUAAUUGUCGACUAAAACGAGAUUAAAUUUUUGAGUUUUCGUAGACGAAGAUGAACACAUUUUGAUAUGACUGAAAUAUGACUAAGACUAAUAAGUAUUUUCGUCCAAAAGACUAAGACGAAAAUUAAAACAGCUGCCUAAAACAACACUGCACCGGCGAAACGUCUACACGAGACGAAUUUGACACCCUUAGUACUACCAUGCUCUUUCAGCCUGUUUUGUUUAGAGGUAUACAGACAGAACAUACUAAAGAUCCCUUAAGAAAAUACUUAAAUGUAGUAAUAUCAAAUAAGAGUGGUUUAAAUAUGUUCCCUGACUAAUGUGGUCAACAGAGCAACAAUCUGCUUUAAAGCUACCAUAAGAAAACACAAUGCUUAAAAGUAUGAGAGGGAAACGCAUGCAAAAAGUAUUUUGAAAAGGAAAUAAAAGACUCAAUAAAAACACAAAUGGUAAGUAUUCGCCGCUUUUAACCAAUGUGCGCAUGUGUUGGGCGGGCAUCUCGCUGCGUAGAAGGAAUUGCAGUAACCCAGUAGUGUUCGUCUAGUGACAGUGACAAACUACGACAUCACCCUGAGCGUCAAUUGCGCACAUAAAACACUGUGCCCUCCAUAGGUCAACAUGUACUAAAUAUUAUACAUUUUUAAAUCAAUGGCAAUAUUUUACGUGUUUCUAAUAACAUUUUAGUAAAAGAGAACAAUUGUGGCAAAUUAGAGCCUAUAAGUCUUUAAGUCCGAGUUUCCCUUUAAGUGCAAAGUACUUACACAAAAAUGCUCUGUCUGAAUUUGGGUGUGUUUGUACUUUGAACUUGAUCUGAUAGUUGCCCUAAUAUAUCAACAUCGAGUAAUUCACCAAUGAUCUGCCACUGCAAAUUACCUCCGUAAAUAUCAUGAAUACCUUAUUACAUACUAUACCUACAUUAUGUAUGUGUAAAGACAAGAUGUGAUUCUUGUAUUAGAUUUCAUUGUAUGCCAUAAUUGUAUUUUUGAAAGUUCCAUUCAUGAGUUUUCUCUGCUGGUUUGAGUCAUUUCAAAUAAUUCCAAUAAAUGUUAUGUUCAGGAGUAAUGCUUAAUUUGUUUUGUUUUUCAUUUAGUCCUGUAAAUUUCCACACUUAAAUCUUUUAGUCAUUUUUCAGGAUGGAUGCUGGAGCCUUCGGCUCGCCUCUCUUGGUCAGUGUAUCCUUUAACUCUCCCAGAGCUGUAAAACAAAGAAUUCCCCUGUGACGAACAGCGCGGCAAGUGUUUACACAAACACACCUCUACGAAGUUGUUUGUUGUCGGCUUGUAGCCGCUGGUUCUGAGCAGACAGUUGAACUGCGUCGUGCACAGCCUCCAGAAGUAUGCUUUUGUACCUGGCCUCCGAUAUCCUUUUCUGAUCCUCGCUUGAUUCGUGAAAUCUCCUGAACACCUUCAACAAUGGAGAGAAAUUUGCCAUUCUGAAUUAAUGGAAAAUUUAGGCUACUUCAUGCAGCUGAAAUCACAGAUUUAUACCACAGUAAAAGAAUAAGCUUCAGCGAGAAAGUUGACAUUUACGCCCUAACCCACCUGGCGACUGUCUUCCCUCCAACGUCGCAGCUCAGUUUGGUGCUUGUGAUGCUGCUCCUGCAGGUGCUUGCGAGCCUGCUGAGCUUCCGCUCGCAGGGUCUCCAUCUGCAGCAGCAGAAUCUGUCUUUCUCUGCUCAGCACUAGCAACUCUCUCUCCGCACUCUAAAGUACAUUUAAUUCGUUAAUUUUCGUUAUUCAAACUUUACUCUGAUUCUACCGUGUUGUAGAAUUUUCUUAAGUUCCUUCAAAACAUACUGAUGUCUUAUUGCAUGACUCAACAUCCUCUCCCAAGAUGGAUGACGGGCUGAAUGAAACAAAAUAUACGCAUAGAGUCUAUCACCUCAUCUCAUUAUCUUACUGAAAGCUGCUCUCCCGCCAAGUCUCUCUCCAUUUUCUCCACCUCCCUCUGAAUUAAGCUCCCACUGAGCUCCUUCAGUUGCUUCCCACGCUCAUGUGCACGGCUGUCUUCAAACAGAUACUCAUCAUUUAGCUGAAAAAAGCCAUAGCGAGGGUGUGUUGUACAUACAGACGAAGCGACAAAUGAUUAAAAGGCACACAAGAAGUGCGAUGAAGUGUGUUACUUGUAGACAGAGGUCACAUUUUUCUGCAGUUAUGUUCUUCAUCAGUCCCUCUUUGAGAGCAUCCUUCAACUGCAGGAUCCUCGUUAUGCUUUCCUGGACUUUCUCCAUGCAUCGUCGGUCCUCUAUGGAAAUGGCGCAUGCAGCAAAUAACAUGCCAAUCACUGGCUACAACGCGCAGCGCUCAAAAGUUGAGAUGAAUGUGAAUACAGUAUAAGAGGUUAUUCCCCGGGGUGAAGGUACUCCCUGACAAAACGGUC